AUACUUUCCACUGAGUGCCGCGACGCGUGGAUCGAUCUACGCUUAACCGAUAAACGACACCUUAUCGCGAACCAUUUGACACGCGUCCCAUAUCCAUAACCUUCUAGAUAGCCGAGAGUCUAAACGAUUCGUCGUCGAUCGAAGUCUACAUCGGAUAUUCGCGCGGAAUACGUCGCGUCGUUCCGGAACGAGAACCUUUAAGAAUCGUCUGACAAUAUCGUAACCGUAACCAGUCCCGGAAAAGAGUGAAUCAUCUACGUCGAGAUAAGUGAAUCCAUGAAGAGAUAUCGCGCUCUUCUACCUUCCACAAAGUUAUCAGACGUCUCGAAUUUCAUCAGAUAAUCGUGGUAAAGCAAUAUACGGAUUCUAGCUUGUAACGUAGUCUUCUUUUUUCACGGAGGGAAAUCAAAAUUAGUGUGACAGUGUCUUAUUCGUGAUUGGUUUCAAGCUUAUUGUUAGAUGGUAUAUUUAUAGCCUGUGUACACGAUAUCCAUAUUAGUGAAGAUAACGUAAGAAAUUCGCCCAUAUGUGACAUCACAAGAUAAUUCAAAAUCACGGACAGUGUAUUUUGCUUCACAAAAUCUUAUGCAUACCCUAUACAUAAACCGUGUCUAUAAAUAUAUAUACAGGCUGAUUCUUAUAAUGUGACAACUUAAAAUAACUCGGAAAUCAUUCAUUGUAGAUAAAAGUGUAUAAAAGUUAUCCAGAGCCGCAUCUAUAAGUAUAAUCUAAAGAUCCAAGCGUUUACUUCAAUGUCUCAAUCGUGUACGAUCAUGAAAUCACAUGAGAUAUGGAAGCGAAGCAUCGAGUUCAUCGAGCAGGAGCUGCUCCCGGAAAUGGUGCAUGAGCGGUGUUUCUGCGAGAAAAAUUCGAGGGAAUUCGUCGAGUUUGACUCGGCCAUUAUCCGUCUCGACGAAUUGAGUCGAACCAGCGAGAUUUACCGCGUGACGGCAGUGGUCAGGUUCUCCGGCGAACCCCGUAGUUUCCCUCUGUUGAUAAAACUGCUACCCGAGGAAGGCGCGGAAAAUAGAGGUCCCAUUGCGUUCGACUCGUACCAAAAUGAAGAGAUGUUCUAUUCAAAAAUGACCGCGAAAUAUGGAACGGACCUGGUGCCUAAGUGUUAUCUGUCCGAUCUGGGUCGUUAUGGAAGGCCAGUAAUUGUUUUAGAGGAUUUAGAAGAGGACGGUUACAAGCAAGUGGACGAAGAACUCAAUGAAGAACAUUUGAAAUUGUGCGUGAAGGUCCUGGCUAAGUUUCAUGCCAGGGGGUUGAGACUGAAGGAAAAUGAACCGCAGGUAUUUAGGGAGUUCGAAGCGAAACUGCUCGAAGUUUGCUUGAAUGAAGACAUGCUGCAACGGUAUCAAAAGAAAUCGACUAGAAUGACAGACAUUCUUGAAUUUCUUCCAAACCGGGACCUGGCAGAAAAAAUAAAGAGCAAACUGAACAAGAACCCGUUGGAGAUCGCAAGGACCAUCGCCACGGAAGUGAACGACGCGUCCACCAUAUGUCACGGUUAUUUCUCGCACGACAAUCUUCUUUUUAAAUACCGAGACGGGAAACCGAUCGACGCGAAGAUCAUCGACUGGCAGACGAUGAGGUACUGCUCGCCCGCCGUCGAUUUAGGACCCAUCUUACUGUUCAACGUGACUCAAGAGCACGGCUCAAACGCCUCGUCAAAGGUGCACGAAAUUUUGGCCCUGUACAUUGACACGGUCGCCGCUGAAUACCCGGAAAUCGAACGCGACUGUUUGAGACAGGAUAUCGAGGAUAAAUUCCUCUUCGCCUGUAUCGUACUUUCUUUCCUCGAUCACAUCAGCGACGAGGAACUUAUUCGAGUUUUGUUACUGUUAGAACAUUUGUAAACUGCGGAUUUUAUAGAAAGAUUGGAUCUGCGGAGAACACUGUAUGCAUGUCAAAAGAUCAAUAAUAAAAGAAAUACAUUUUUUUAACUGACUAAAUGUAAAUGUUUCAUUUUAAUAAUGUCCAAUAAACUUGUAGGAAAUAUGAAGACUGCAUUCACUACAUAAAAACAUAAGCAAUAUUAUUGCAAUGGUUAAAUGAAGGAGUCCGCAGUCUAAAUUUAUUCCAAAUUCAAUUAGACAAUUUAUUUUAUCUUAAGUAUCAGUCAUUUUUGUUAUCUUUGCGCGACGAAACAGUUAAUUGGAUUACUGGAGAUAACAGUAAUAAAAAUUGCUACCUUCUCGUACUUGUUAUUUGAAGUAAAUUAUACGCGACAGCAGCGAUAUGCAUUAUUGACAUUGAUAAGUGCACAUACUUAGCUUGUCUUUCGUUAAGACCUGUCUAAAUAACGAUAACUUCUGAAAUGAAUUCAUAAAACUUUUAAUUGUAUUCAUCUCAUAAUAUAGUAUAUGAAAAUGAACUGAGUAUAAUACAAAAAAAGAACUACGUUUUGUUUGACGUUAGCGCAUUUUCGAAUUUUCACAGCCGACUAUAUUGUAUGCAUUAGGAAAAUUCAUUAUUAACAUCGAAAAACGCACAGGUUUCAACAUCUUCGACCAAUAUAAUAACUUCUGAAUAAAUCAUUUGUUAAGUCAUUACAACAUUGUCAAUUGCUGAUCUCAUAAUGUAUGAAUUGAAUAAAGAUAAAAAAGACUGUGUUUUCUAUA
Messenger RNA from Ceratina calcarata, 2627 nucleotides. RefSeq lists its product as uncharacterized. The coding region runs from base 753 to 1862 and encodes 369 amino acids. The transcript has 3 exons. NCBI's taxonomy places the organism in Eukaryota, Metazoa, Arthropoda, Insecta, Hymenoptera, Apidae. The record is from RefSeq and is a predicted model, not a curated record.